Messenger RNA from Diaporthe amygdali, 2571 nucleotides. RefSeq lists its product as uncharacterized. The coding region runs from base 1 to 2571 and encodes 856 amino acids. Lineage: Eukaryota; Fungi; Ascomycota; Sordariomycetes; Diaporthales; Diaporthaceae. The transcript is spliced from 5 exons. The record is from RefSeq and is a predicted model, not a curated record.
AUGCCCGUGAGCAUCGCCUUUCUCGCAGCCCCGCGCCAGAUGUGGCGGGAUACCAUCACGGGCUCCGAAUCGAAAAUCAUGUCGCCUCUUACGUCCCGCGUCAACCGAGUCGUCAAGGUCGCCAGUCGCGACGCGGCAAGCGACGACGGCAAGUCGUGCUCCAACAACGCUUGGAGCUGCCUGAACACGGCGGGACAGUUUGGCGUCAUUUUCAGCGUCAUCAUUGCCGUCAUAACAAUUGCUUGGGUCUAUUGGUACACUGUUAUUCGACCAAGGCAGGGGAGGAUCAGGGGGUCUGGGGAGGAUAUCGAGCUGGAUCUCGGGGAUGGCCGUACUGUUGUGGUCUCGUCUGGGCCAUACCAGAGGACUGUGGUAUUUCGAAGAGCUCGGUCGCCGACUCCGCCCCCGCCGGCCUACAGACCUCCUACGCCUGGUGCUGGAGUGAUUAUACCCCCAGGAUUUGCUACGACGACUGACUCCCUUCCGCCAUCUCCACGAGCAUCUCACACUCAGAUAUGGUCACCACAGGCUCCUCCACAACGCCCUCAAACCUCUCAGAACGUCCCACCACAAUCGAUGAGUACGCCUAAUUUCGUCCAGGGAUAUCCAUUUCCUGGCUCCUACUCGCAGCCGAUACCCCUCGCAAUGUAUCCUCCCCAGGUCAUGGUGCCCGGUCCGCCUCCACCUCCACCAGCGAUGAUGUACCCUCGAGCGCAACCGCAGACAUACUUGGUCAUACCGCCUCCUCCACCUCGUCCGCCCGAUAUGCCGGCCCAAGGAUUGAUUCCUCCUCCACCGCCGCCGCCGCCACCACCCCCGAGCCAGCCACCAAACGGCGGUAUCUACCAGCAGCCAACAGGAACCGACAGCCAGGUACGGACCAGGCCGCCGUCUCCAGGUCACGCAUCCACCAUUGAAGACGAUGACUCUGAUCGAGGCGGCUCAUUACCUCCAGCGGACCGCCAAGAACGAAGCCCAUCACGGGAUCGGAGCCCGCCAGCAGGUGGUUCGCAGUUCACACGUAGCCGCACACCGUCCCCCAGUGAACGAAGACGCCAACAUGCUCGCCGCCGUCCAGCCCCGAGCCCCAGCCGCUCCCCGCCACGAGGACGACAGCGUAAACGUACCCAACAGGACGAUUCGAAAUCUGACAACUCCAAAUCAAGCGACACAAGCUACAAGUCAUCGACCAGUCUCGACUCUGACAUGCGUACCGACUACGACAACCUUUUCGUGGAACAUGAUGGCCGCAAGCGAGGUGAGGAGGCCAAGCGUCUGCAGAAGCUGGUUGAUCGGAUCGACAAAGAGGAAGAGGAGGAACGGGAACACCGCAGUGCCUAUGGUGAAGCCAGCGGCGUAGACAUGUUGCCUCGACUCCCAGGACAGCCCUUGCGGCCUGCUGUCCCUCGAGCCGAGACAGCCAACGCUGUUGCGGAGACGAGCGUCGAACAAGAAGAUCCACAACGACGUCAAGAAGGAAACGAGGCGUACGAAAUUGAUAAUGAAGAGAGCCAAACGAACCAUCCAAAGCGACACGUCACAUUUCAGCAGCCAUCUCUUGAGGUCCUGGAGUCACGGAUUGGCCGUCCUUCCCGCCGCUCCCAAAGCCCAGCUAGAAUCCCAAACCAAGAAGACCUCCAUCACGGCGAAUCUCGAGUGGGACGCCGUCGGCGCACCCCCAGCCCAGACGAGAGGAUAGUCGAGCGACCAGUUGCUCCAGUCCUAAGCAGUGCCGAAUCUCGCAUCGGUAGGCCUCAACCUCCAUCACCGCCUAAAGAGCACUCACUUGUGCACAAACGCAGUCACGGCUUUCCCGGCGCUGGUGAGUCAAGAGUCGGCCACCACCAUGGCAGGAAGCGCCGCCUAACACACCCUCCCGAGACGAUUUCCCCGGGAGCAGGCUCGGACUACUACAACACACACGAUGCAACCCACGGUGGUCAUCCCACAAUCGACGAUGGCUUCCUCCUCAGUAUCGCUCGAUCAGAGGGCCCCCCUUCGAGCGCCGGCGCGACGUGCGGGACUAGGAGCCACGCUUCGAGUGAGAGCAACGAUCGGCGACGGAGGAUGGGCCUGACUCCAAGCAGGUUCAAUCGUGAUCGGGAUCAGCGGGCCGACGAGGGCGCAACUCCGUAUCUAAGGUCGCCAUCACCUGAGGAAUCUGAUAACGACGAACAAAAGAAGCAUAGCCCGAAGCCCAGCUGGGGAUCAAGGCUCGCAUCCAUCCUGCCUACGAUUGCGAGGCUCACGACCAACAACCCGGUGGUGCGAGAGGUGGCGGACGAUAUCGCGGAUGAGGCCUUCAUCACCUUCAGCCGCCUCAGCGCCUUCCAGGACCCCGCCAGCGGCACGACGCUCGUCGACCACGCUCCCAAGGCCGUCGUGAUGGGCCAUCACGGCUGCCCAGACCCUCCCGCGACCAAUACCGCGGGCACCGACGACGACCGAGCACGAUUGCCGAGGAGCCACGCAACAGCUUGCAGCUCACCCUGGAGCACGCCGCGGAGCGCCUCGCAGAAGAGGCUGUCGGGUCGGACAUGGACCGAGCCCGUGACCCCGGAGGAGGCUUAG